Aricia agestis (brown argus) is the source of this 5053-nucleotide messenger RNA. It is a transcript of the gene jumu, whose product is annotated as forkhead box protein O3. Gene Ontology annotation, biological process: regulation of transcription by RNA polymerase II. The transcript has 9 exons. NCBI's taxonomy places the organism in Eukaryota, Metazoa, Arthropoda, Insecta, Lepidoptera, Lycaenidae. Gene Ontology annotation, molecular function: transcription cis-regulatory region binding; DNA-binding transcription factor activity, RNA polymerase II-specific. The record is from RefSeq and is a predicted model, not a curated record. Bases 169 to 1944 code for a protein of 591 amino acids.
ACAAGCUAUCAGCCAAUAGCGAUUGGGUUUUAAUGGUCACAUGGUCACAAUCAACCAAUAGGAGAAGAUGAGAUUCUUUGUGUACCUUUUCACGAUAAUAGCAAAACAGUGUAUGUCUAUGGAGUGAGUGGUGUUAAAUUUGUCAAUUUCAUGACAUUAAAUACGUAAAUGUGUGAAAUUCAGGAUUAUUCUAUCGAGCAUAAGGAUAUUUACUCGAAUAAAUAUUCGUGGUGCUCCGACAUGGAUCUGUACAUCACCGACUCGCUCCAGGACAUGCUGGACAUGGACAUCAAGAGCGAAAUAGCGACAGACCUGAGCAGUAUAUCCGAUUUUCCGGAUUCUCUAGGUCUGAACUUCUCCGAAAUGCCACCGCUGCUAGACAUGGACACAGACAACUCGGUGAUGUGGCUAAACAAUACCUCGUCCAGUUUCGUACACAACCUCGAUCUCUACGGCUCGGAGGCAAACGCCGUCAUGGUGAACCCCAACUCCGUGAUGCCGUCCACCUUCGCCGAAACCCCCGUCAAGAGCAUAGUCAAGGAGGAGGCUUCGAAUGUCCUCCUCACGUCGGCGGCCAACACCAGCACCACCAGCUCCUCCCUCCUUAGUCCCAAACAGGAAAAGAGCCACCUAACAUUCUCCCCCAACGUCAUAAAAGUCAAAGUGGAGCCCGAGGAACCCGCCCCCAAGAAACUCGAGGAGGCCACGCAAAUGGUCAUAUACCUCAGGAAACAGGACAAAACCGUCGUCAAGGACCUAAUUAAAGAUUUGGAUACCACAAAAACGAAAAUAAGCACGGCGCCCGCGACCCCGACGGUGCGAAUAAAAACGACCCAAGCGGAAAUGUUGAAAGUCAACAAGAACUGUUCGAUACUAAACACGAGUCAGAAGAUAACGCAUCCCCUCGGCGCUAAGACGAUCAUCUCGGGCAAUAUACACAUACUGGACGCGCAGCAAUCUAGGACAAUUUUAGCUAAUAAUAAAAACCAGGCGACGAUAUUGAUCGAUAACUCGUUAAGCGGCAGUAGGCAAUUAAUUAAGACUUCCGUCGGCGGCGGUUUCACGGUAGACACGAGUCAGGCUAAAUAUAACAACAACAGUGCGAAGACUUCGGGCGAGUUCCCGAAGCCGGCCUACUCCUACUCCUGUCUGAUCGCCAUGGCGUUGAAAAACUCGAGGACAGGCAGCCUGCCCGUCUCCGAAAUAUACAAUUUUAUGUGUCAACACUUCCCUUACUUCAAAACGGCACCUAACGGCUGGAAGAAUUCAGUUCGACAUAACCUCAGUUUAAAUAAAUGUUUCGAAAAAAUAGAAAAACCCUCAACGAAUGGUAGUCAAAGAAAAGGUUGUUUAUGGGCAAUGAAUCCAUCAAAAGUAGGCAAAAUGGACGAAGAAGUACAGAAAUGGUCAAGAAAGGAUCCUCAGGCUAUAAAGAAAGCUAUGGUGUAUCCAGAGAGUUUAGAAGCGCUAGAGCGGGGCGAGAUGAAGUACAGCGGGUUCGGGAGCGACACGGAGGUGGAGGACGAGGUCGACCCCGACGCCGACCCCGACCUCGACGCCGACCUCGACCUCGACCGCGACGAGCAGGAGGACGACGAGACUGUUGUCGAGCAGGAGGUGUCAGACCAGGAGCUGGAGGUGGAGGAGCUAGAGGUGGACGAGGAGCAGGUGGUGGGGACGGGCAUGGUGGGCGGCACGUACCGCCUGCUCGCGAGACGGCCGCACGACGACAGCGACGUCGAGGUGCUUGAUCAUGAUCACACAUACGAAGAGUUCGACUUCGAAGUAUCGAAACCCGUCAAGUUGGACUUAUCAUUGGGAGAACAUUACACGAUACAACAAAGUAAGCGGGCGAAGACUAGUAUCCUGUAUCAGCCUGUCAGUUCACAAUCGUACGCCAGCCGAAGGAAAACGCCACUCGUGAAUAGGGUCGCACUCGUCUAACGCGGUUAUUGUGUAUAAAGCUGUCUCGCUUUAACAUUUGAGGGAGUUCUCCAUCGAAGAUAAGCCACAUAAAGGUACCGAAAAGAAAUAAUAAAUUUCAAGUAAAUAAAGGCUUCAGCUUAGGCUGAACAUAGGCUUAUAAACAAUGGGGUAGAUGCAAGAGAUACCCAGUCAAAAUAUCUGCAGACUCGCUUUGAUGACGUCAUAAUAUCUGUGCAACGCGGCAUGUCUGUGUUAUUAGCCGAGUCAACAAAUAUUUUUGACUGUGUUGUAACUGGGCUUUCUUCGUUUGGGAUAGUGUUAAGAAUGUCAAGAGCGAUCGUGAUGUAUAACUCUGAUCCUUAUAUUGUUCUGGAUAUAUCGAAUUAUGUCGCACUGAAAAUUAAGGUACAAUUUCGGGCAUCGCGAUCGUCGUCGGUCGCUCGCGACAAUAGUCCAGAGUAUGAAAAUGUAUGGCACCGCUUCCGAGGUACGUGACAGACGUGCGCGGCCAACGAAUGUUGUGAGCCGCCCUUUUCAUACUCUGACUAUUGUCACGAGCGACCGACGACAAUCGUCGAUCGCGAUGCACGGAAUUGUACCUUUAUGCUACAUUUUAAGCCAGUUUUAUAAACGAAACUACGAAAACGCUCUAUCCAGUAUAAUAUCGACGUCAGUUGUAUAUUUGAAGUAGUAUUUCCAGUGAUUGUAAAUUGCAAGGUGAGGUCUGUACCAGAUAUGUGUAUUUACAUUUUUAUUACACUUGUUACAUAUCGUACACUGUAAAAUAUUUUUAAGGAAAACGGUAGCAAGUCUGAUUCGGGUCUUAUGAUCUGAUCUUUCUAAAAGCGAUAUCUAUGCGCGAAGAAUGGGUGAUUCUUUAAGAACAGUAGAGUCUGUCUAGUCGAAGAAAUUCCUGUUCUUUGGACGUAGAUAUCGGUUAUUCGUUAAGUGUCUACUUAAAAUAGUGUUAGGUCGGCGUAUCGACAUCGUCAGUACAAAUAUUUGCUACUAUAGUUAUAUACUUCUCAGUGGAAGUUUCAGUAGGAUAGCGGGUAUAAUAAAUGUUCCCACCGCCUGUACAUAACGUGUGCAACUUACAUAUAUCAGCCCUAUCUGCUCAUUUUACGUUUGAUUGUGUGGACGUAAGUUUUUGUUACGUACGCGCAUUCGACUGUUAAAGUAUGGACGCUAUACUGUUAGCCUAUUUAGAUUUAAGUACUAGAUUUUACACACCGGACUGUAAUAUCUCGAAUCGAUUUUGCUGAACAAAAUAUUGUUUAGUUAUUCCUAUAGUUAAUUAUGCAAUAUUUUACCGCUCUGAGGUUUGCUUGAUCUGAUGGACCUUGUGUUUGUGUAUUAUAAUAAAUAACUGCAAAUACAAUCGUGCAUGCUAACAUCGGACCGGUAAAGUAAACACACCAAUAUUUCAACGGACUUUUUCAUAAUAUUGUGAGUAGUUGAGUAUAUAUUUUGAAAUACUUUACUUGUUAGUAGUAAGCCGUGAAUUAUUAAAGGUAACAAGUAGCCUUUACAUUAAUCUGCAAUAGACUGAUUAAUUUAAUAAUUAUAAGCAACUAACUGCACUUAAUAACAUUUUUACACGAAAAAUCUAUUUAAAAUACCGAGGGAAUAGAGAGGGAAUAGAGUUGAAAUUGUUAAUUUCUAAAUAGAUGACACGAAGUUACAAAAUAAAACACUUAAAAAGUUGUAGAGAUAUGUUCCAAUUUUGUUGUAACUUUCUGCCACUUAUUAGAAAAUAAUCAACAAAUUAAAAAAUAUAACUGGUAAUCAAUUGUUUUAAACAUCAAUUUAUGUUAUCUUCUUCAACUGUCUUUAAGAAGAUAUUAUUGUUUUUGUUUUAUUUAAAAAUAGAGAUCUCUGUUUUGUGGCCGAGACACAUUCCCAGUUUAAAUAACUUAACUGUGGAAGAAUUUAUAAGAAAUUGUGUUAUUAUUUCUUUAAAAAAGCAGUUUCUAUAUACAUUGUAAAACCCUUCUACUUUCGUCGGGGUUUAUAUAUUAAAAUAAUCAUAGGUCGAAUCAGAUAGAUUUUUACCUAAAACACUAACUUAAAAUUAGGAAAAAUAGUUUUGUUUAUAUUCUUUUAAAUUUUUUCUACACGGAUCGAUAUGAUACUCUAAUGAUAAGUAUGUAGCAUAGAAUAUAAGAUGAUCAUAAUUAAUUUGUGUAAAAUAAAUUGAAAAUGUGAUGGAUCGUAAUUCGUAAUCAACUUUUUUGAUAUUAGAUUAGGUUGUGAGUAAAUGCACAUAGGAUUGCAUUAGGAUUAUGGUGUUUUACAUUCGGGUAAAUUGUAAUUAGAAAUUAUUAGAAUAAAAUAGCACAUUGUAACUUAGACGAAUCUGUCAAUAUAGAAAUUCAAGUGUGAUACAAUUAAUCGCCAAUAAUAUUAAUCGAGAAAGUGUAAUCUAAAAUAAUAAUUCAUUCUAAAAUAAAUCAAUUAGCAUUAUUAAAGCUGUGAUACGAAAUAUUAGUAUCGGUGUCACAUGAUAAAAUAAAAUAGUACGAGCUCACUGUCGUUUGAAGUGGAAAUAGUAAAUAAAAAAAUUAAAGAACGGUUACACGUUUCUAAGUUAUCAAAGGCCUCCACAAGGUGUGCUAUUUUCUAGACUUGGGGUGUGAGUCAUGACCUACGCGUGUAUGGCGGUUUGAACUAUGUGAUGUAGCUUGCAGUAUUUAGAUUGGGUCCUAUGUAGAAUAAAGUCCGUUCUCUAGUUUAGGUAUCGUAAAAUAAUCUUAGGUGUGGUCUGUGGUAGGUAUUUCGAAACUAUUUGAGUGCAAUUUACGAAGUACCUAGUGUAUGUCAGAAUUGGGUUACUAAUGCUUUAAUUUUAAUAUUUUUUUGUUAAUUCGAGUAGGUUAUGAACGUGUUAAAAUAUAUAACCAGUAGACUUUGUCAACUGCAUUAUUAGAUUAGUACUGGAAAAUAGGCAAAGUAGUGGUAAACAAUAUGUAAGUAAUGUAUUUUUCCACUGCCAGUAUUUCAGCAUCCAUGAUUUUGUAAGAGUAGUGUAAGUGUAGUGGAUAAUGUAGAAGUAGUGCUAAAAUUUAAGAGGAUAAGUUGAAUGAUUUUUAAUAAUUUUUCGGUAAUAAAAUUGAAAUGAUAAAUA